CCUAUGGAAUUUUAAAUCUUAUCAUUUCUCAUCAGUGAUCGAUGGACUAUGUGUCUGAGUGCAUCUCAUUAUAUAUACUGUUUGCAGCCAAGGAAUAUUUAUUCAAUUCGUCAUGCCGGAGAUUCCUGUCGUCGACCUGUCCAAUAUGGAUUUACACAAAGAUCGCAUCACGAACGAAUUAGACAAGGCUUUUUCGACUGUCGGUUUCGUCUAUUUGAAAAAUCAUGGAAUAGACCAGGAAAAGGUGGACAACCUGUUCAAAGCUUCCAGAAAUUUCUUUCAACUACCAGAGAACGUGAAAAAAGGUUACCCACGCGAUAGAGAAAAUUUUGAUGGAUACACUGGAAGAGACCAAGAAAUAUUAGAAGACAGCAGCUCGCAUGAAGUCCGUGAGGCUUAUGAUGUCACCUCUCCCGCCAGUCGUUAUCCGGACGAUAGCACCCCGGAAUUCCGUCUGGCUACCUGCGAAUUGGCCAAAUCAUUACGUCAACUGACUACCAACCUGUUGAAAUUCAUGGCUGUCGCCUUAGGUUUAGACGAAGAUUACCUGAACAGCCGGCACCGAUACGUUUUCGAUGGCGUGGAUAAGAACGGGACCAUGUUACGUUCUCUUUAUUACCCUUCGCUAACUGGUGAUGAUAUACAGCCGGGGGUAGUCCGAUGUGGAGAGCACACUGACUACGGUACCAUCACUUUACUACUCCAAGAUGAUAUGGGGGGAUUAGAGGUGUUAUCUGGUAAGGAAUGGGUAGCAGCCGUUCCCAUUGCCGAAACUGUCCUCGUCAAUCUGGGUGACUUGAUGCAAUUUUGGACUUCGGAUCGUUACGUUGCCACUGUAAAAAAACAAUUAGAUACGAGUUUAUUAUUGAGAUUAUUUCUUUCCCUGUUGAGUGGUAACGAUGGAAACCCCAAUGGCCAUUUCGAAACAUUUUUCAAGAAUUUCGAUAACGAGACGGGCGCCGAUAGUUUCAUCGUCCCCAACAUCAUCCACUUUAUCCGCUUCGACAAAUUCCCGCUGGGCUUCGUCGAUUACGUCGUGUUGAAAGCGGCGAUGCGUAACCACAAACCGGACAAGUUUUUCUUCCACACCGACGUCAAGAACGCCACAUGCGAUGGAAAAUACUGGGACCUGGUGAAGAAAGACCGGGACUUGUGGUCCCGCAUUGAAGUCAAGUACCUGGAAGCUCCAACGGAAAUUUUCGGUCAACAACUCAGCGAAGAUUUUCGUUUGUAUCACGGCAGCGACAUCGCACGCAUCCGCGUUUUGAUGCAGUACGGAGGCAUCUACCUGGACAACGAUUGCUUCGUCAUCCAUUCACUGGACAAGUAUCGCAAAUUUGAAUGCGUCGUCAACUGGGAUGAGGAUCAAUUCCUGGGCAAUCAGGUCUUCAUCGCUCACAAGAAUUCACGCUUCCUGGCACUCUACCUGGAAUCUUACAAGGACAAUUAUUAUCCGGAUAGAUGGUACUACAAUGGCGGGGAAAGGCCGACAACAGAAAUCCUUUUUCACCAUCCGCAUUUGAUCCAUCGAGUGAAAGGCGAUUUUGGAGCCGACACGGAAGUUGGAUCCAAUCUCUUCACUGAUCCCAAUUACGAUUGGCGUCGUUUUGACAUCAUUCACAUGCUGAUGGGCCAUCGCUACUACAUGGAUCCCCAUUUCAACGAGACGGAGGAAUUUGACGAGGGCAACAUUCGCACGUACAGGUACACAUUUGGCACCAUGGCCCGUGAAGUCCUAGAUUUAGAACCGGAUUUUUCUCUUAGUCCAUAAGUUACCAAACGGACUUGACCUAAUUGCCAAUUUUAAAACAAACAAA
This is a messenger RNA of Daphnia pulicaria, 1817 nucleotides long. RefSeq lists its product as uncharacterized. The transcript is spliced from 9 exons. Bases 113 to 1771 code for a protein of 552 amino acids. The record is from RefSeq and is a predicted model, not a curated record. NCBI's taxonomy places the organism in Eukaryota, Metazoa, Arthropoda, Branchiopoda, Diplostraca, Daphniidae.